Messenger RNA from Gigantopelta aegis, 1407 nucleotides. Its product is annotated as cadherin-related family member 1-like. The transcript has 12 exons. Gene Ontology annotation, molecular function: calcium ion binding. NCBI's taxonomy places the organism in Eukaryota, Metazoa, Mollusca, Gastropoda, Neomphalida, Peltospiridae. Gene Ontology annotation, biological process: homophilic cell-cell adhesion. Gene Ontology annotation, cellular component: membrane. Bases 1 to 1407 code for a protein of 468 amino acids. The record is from RefSeq and is a predicted model, not a curated record.
AUGCAUUCUGGAAGCUAUCCACCACUAUUUGACACUUAUUUGCCACCCCCUCCCGCCUUCAAAAAGAAAAUCAUCAAGCUAAUGAAAAACAUCUGUCGAGUUUUGCAAACACUGCUGUUGGACUCUUCACUGAAUGAAAUGGAAACAGAUUCAAAUACUGCACAGCUGAUUGAUGCCCCCAUAGGGCAUGAAUUUGGCCCCUUCGUUGUGGAGGAUACUGAAACUAAUCAAAUCAGAAUACAAAUGAGCAAGAGCCCCGACAUCCCAUUAGAUAUGGUAAAAACAAAUGACACAGUCUUCUUUUUCAAUCUAACCGGAAGGCUGGAUCACGACAGGGUUACAAUGUAUCUGAAUAUUUUGGAAGUGAACGACGAAGUGCCAGAAUUCCAGGGUUUACCCUAUACCGUCAACAUACCAGAAAACACACCGCCGCACUUCAUUAAAACGGUCAGUGCAAUUGACAUUGACGAAGGAAUUGGAGGACAAGUCCACUAUAAAAUUGAGCCUCACACCAAGGAUGGCGGAGGGUUGAAUACCACUGUAGAUCUGUUCAUCACAGUUACUGAUUUGCAAGACACGGAUCCAUAUUUUACUGGAAUUCCCUAUCAUGCCGAAAUCAACGAAAACACACCAGUUAGUUCAAUUAUAAGUGGUUUGCAAGUUACAGCUUUUGAUGGUGAUACGGGAAUGCCAAAUCCUGUGACCUAUUCUAUAUUACAAGAUACGUGCAACGGUACAUUUACUAUCAAUGCCAAUAAUGGCACCAUGGCUGUGAAUCAUGACUUAGAUCGUGACGCGGGAAUACUCCUAACAAAUAGUGGAGCAGAAGAAGAACCAGUUAAUACUCCAAAUGGUUCAUCAACAACAACUGUGACUAUUACAGUAAAAGAUCUUGAUGACAAUUCUCCAAUAUUCAAUAAUGGUCAUUACACCGGCAACAUCACUGAAAAUACGCCAGCAGGAAUACCCGUAACUCUCGAAACAAACAUGACUGUAUCAGACAAAGACCAGGGUGACAACAGUGAGUUCGAGCUGAGCAUUGAACCAGAUGAUGUUUUUGUUCUAAUUCCCAAGAACGUUCGAUCAUCAGCGUCAGUUUCUAUAAGGGUAAAGGAUGAACAUGCACUGGACUAUGAGCAGAACACCAGAUUUGUGAUAACUGUGAAAGCCACAGAGACUAAGACGACCAGCAAGCGAAGCAGUUCCGCUACGGUGACCAUUAAUGUUAUAAACGCCAAUGAUAACGAGCCACAGUUUUCCCAACUCACAUACAGUGUGUCUGUUCCAGAGAACAUGGCGAAUGGAUCAGUAAUCACAACAAUCAACCAUUUUGAAAUAUUCAAGAUGGCGUUCAAGUUGGUUGUCAAAACAGAACUGGAGACAUCUCCAAUACCUUAUCAACAAUAA